Molecule: messenger RNA, 1728 nt
Organism: Arctia plantaginis
Lineage: Eukaryota; Metazoa; Arthropoda; Insecta; Lepidoptera; Erebidae
Source: the annotation of a GenBank genome assembly
AUGAGCCCUUGUGUGCCGAAGAGAAACUUGAUGAGUUCCCCGAAGUUGGAGAUGUCUCUGGAACACCAGAUUCCUGUGUUGAUGAAAAAGACGCAGAUGAGUGGAGAUCGCCCCGGGUCACAGUGCGGACUGACCUCAUUGCUGCCCAUGUCGUGUGGGCGACGCGCGGCGGCGUUCGCGCGCGAUCUUCAUUCGCGUCUCAGCAACCUCGGUGGUGCUCACGACGACGACUGCGAGAACAGCUGGCUCACGCGAGAUUCCACAUCCCAUCGGCCCAACACAUCCACCAACCAGCGAGAACUCGACACAUUCUACGAUUUCGAGUUAGAAUGUGAGAGCCCCUCAAGUCCUGUCGACGACGACGAACACGUUUUCCCAGAACAAUCUCCCACCGAAGAAAAGGAAGCAACUUUCUACGAUGUGGUUAAUGAACCAGAACCAAAAGAACAAUCGAAAUUCUUAUUACAGCAACCCGAUAAAGGCAAAAAUGGUUUCAUAUUUUCUACAGCUUUUUAUACAGACCUUUCGCCAGUGAAAUUACAGCCAAUUCCACGUGAAAAUGGUCACACCGAUAAACGUUUAUAUUCUGCGAUCACCUUUGAAGGUUGUGCACGCCAAAAUAGCUUGGAUGAAAUUGACUGUGCUCUGCGAUCACCAACCAUAGUUAAUACAGACCGGCUUAGUUCACCUACUUUCCAAAGUGUAACAGUGGACAGUGACUCUGAAUUUGAAUCUGCUAAGAGUGAUCCUUCAGACGGGAUUGAUGAAGUAUUUGAAAAUGAAACCGCCUCCGAAUGCAACCUUGCCGAAAAUGUGGAAGUCUUGGCACUCGCAGAAGCCGAAAUUCCACUCGACGAAGAAGAGUCUCAAGAAACAACUGAGCAAGAAAAGGCCAUAUGCGAAGCUAUUAAAGAAUCUGUUGAAAUAAUUACAAGUGAAGUUCCUAUAGAAAAAGAAACAUCGCCAGUAAGAGAAAUACAGGCGUCACUUUUAAGUGCAGAAGUAACUGAAGAAAUCGAUGAAAAUCACAACGAAGAAGAUAAUAGGCCUCAACGUGUUCGACGUUGUUCUUCAUUAAAAACUGGAAAAACGCCGCCUGGCACACCGGGUCGCAAAAAAAUUGUUCGGUUUGCAGACGUGCUCGGUCUAGAUUUAGCAGAUGUGAAAACAUUUAUGGAUGAAAUUCCAGUCAUACCUAAAUCUGCAUAUGAUGAUUUGACCGGUUGUGACGUUCAGAGUUCGCCACCAGUACGAAGUCCCCCACGACUCGGCGCUCUCACACUAGUGCCAUUAUUUCAGCUGCCUCGCGAAAUCACCGAUAGACUCGAAAUGCUGAAUGUGAGCCUCGAGAGUGCGCGAGUGUGUGACGGAGUGCACGUGACAGUGUGCGGCUCCGUACGCGUUCGAAACCUGGACUUCCACAAGACUGUAAAUAUACGCUACACGAUGAACAGGUGGAAGACUCACACGGACCUUCAAGCAACAUACGUGCAAGGCUCAUGUGAUGGCUUUUCCGAUCGUUUUCAGUUCAUACUAUACGCACCAGCGAUAUCAUCGGGACAGCGUUUAGAGUUCGCAGUACGAUUCCUGUGUAAAGGCCAGCAGUACUGGGACAAUAACAGCGGAGCUAAUUACUGCUUCGAUUGUUUGGCACUGGGUGCAGUGGCGCCGGCGGGCGCGGCUGGUCCGUUGCAUCCGACAGUAGAGUGGCAUCCGUCGUUCUAUUGA